Messenger RNA from Magallana angulata, 641 nucleotides. Its product is annotated as perlucin-like protein. Lineage: Eukaryota; Metazoa; Mollusca; Bivalvia; Ostreida; Ostreidae. Bases 1 to 579 code for a protein of 192 amino acids. The record is from RefSeq and is a predicted model, not a curated record. The transcript is spliced from 5 exons. Gene Ontology annotation, molecular function: signaling receptor activity.
AUGAUUUAUGUCAUACUUUUUAUCAUCACACUUAUUGGUGACAAUCUUGGUCAAGUCAUUUACGAGAGCAUGGCGGAGGACAAAUCUAUUGAUGCAAUGCAAAUCUGUUACAAGGAAUUUUAUAAAAGAGAACUGUUUCUUGAAAACCAAGUUAAUAAAUUAACAAAGGAAGUGAAGUCGAUAAAAGGAUGGACUAUGUUUAUGAACUCAGAGUAUUGGCUGGGUCGCGAUGAGGUUACUUGGGAUAGAGCAAAGUUAAAUUGCAUGGCAGAGGAUGGUAAAUUAGUUGAAAUAGAAUCAUAUGCAGAAGAUAAUUUUGUUCGGGCUUUAGCUAUGGAAUUAACAAAAACGGUUUGGCUAGGAGGAACUGACGUCGGGACUGAAGGGCGAUGGGUUUGGGGGUCCAACAGAUCCCCAUUUACAUACAGCGCAUGGAACAGAGCCAAAGGACAACCAAAUAACUACAAUAAUCAGGACUGUCUCGGUCUUUAUCGUCCAUACAACCUAACGUGGUGUGAUGAGAAAUGCGAAACAAGAUACCAAUACAUCUGCGAAAAAGAGAUUACUCAAGAUUCAUAGAAAGCAAACAUCUUCUGUUCAAAGACUGUGUUCAUCAUGUUUUGUUUGUUUUGAUUUGGGUU